AUGGACCAGAUAAGCUCGCCUGAAAGCGAGCCUGAUACGAAGGGAAUCGACUCGAUUUUACAGGAGACCGGGCCGGAAACCAAACAGAAUGUCGGUUCCGAAGUUGACGGCGAGGCGGACUUGGAGGACCAGACGACCAAGCGAAAUACAGAGCUGAACGCAAUGCUCUAUCAAGUGUCGGAGGACCAGUUUGAGACCAGUUCGAUGGAAUCUAGCGUCCCAGAACGGUUGCUGAUGUCUCCGUCAUUGAGUCCACAGGGUUCAACGGAUACUUCUUUACCGUCUUUAUCAGUGGAUGACACCUUAGAUCAUCACUCCAAAAGACACAUUUUGAAAGGUUCCCGAACUUUUGAGAAAGGUGUUUCGUUUGAGAACAUGAGCAACGAAGAACUUGAUUAUACAAAGCUACAGUUCAUUCUGGUAACUAAGCAUCACGAGUUUCAUUUUGAUCGGACUUCAAGAACGUUUAUGUGUGGCUACGAUAACAACGAGUGUUCGCUGGUUGCACUAAAAUGGACAAUAGAUGAAAUGCUUAACGACGGAGACACGUUGGUGUGUCUGCGUGUGCUCGCAAAGGAGACAGCGAUAUUGGACGCCAAACCAGACUAUAAGGAGGAAGGAGAGCAGAUUCUGGAAAGCAUUGCCAAAUUGAAUUCCAAAGAUAAGAAAAUCAAGAUUGUGUUGGAGUUCAAGGUUGGAAAGGUGCCAGAAAUGAUCACCAGAGCUAUCCGAGAGUACGAUCCCGUGAUCUUGAUUGUGGGAGCACAUAAAGAACAGAAAACGGGUAUCAGAGCCAUGAUUAGCUCAAAGUCCAUGUCCAAAUACUGUCUCCAAUACGCCCGAGUGCCCGUCACUGUUGUUAAUCCCCUAUACCAUCCGCACAAACCAAAGAUAGACUCAGACUCGCCGACCAGAUACAUUGACGCUCUCCGCAAGUUCCAGCACGGUCAUGUGCUUCCAGACACUUCUGAUAGGAAACCGCGGUUCCAACGGGUCACGCGUACCGAUAACAUGCUGUCGCCCUUGAGGUCCAGAUCGCGGUCGAAUUUCUCGGAAAACCGUGGGGUUAGUCCUGCAUUUUCGCCGUCCAGGACCCUAAGUCCCUUUAGAUUGUUCAAGAAGAAUAAAGAUUAG
Ogataea philodendri is the source of this 1134-nucleotide messenger RNA. RefSeq lists its product as uncharacterized. The transcript has a single exon. NCBI's taxonomy places the organism in Eukaryota, Fungi, Ascomycota, Pichiomycetes, Pichiales, Pichiaceae. The record is from RefSeq and is a predicted model, not a curated record. Bases 1 to 1134 code for a protein of 377 amino acids.